Messenger RNA from Pezoporus flaviventris, 810 nucleotides. Its product is annotated as motilin receptor-like. The record is from RefSeq and is a predicted model, not a curated record. Gene Ontology annotation, cellular component: plasma membrane. Lineage: Eukaryota; Metazoa; Chordata; Aves; Psittaciformes; Psittacidae. Gene Ontology annotation, biological process: G protein-coupled receptor signaling pathway. Gene Ontology annotation, molecular function: G protein-coupled peptide receptor activity.
AUGGCGAAGAACUCGGCCUCCACGUGGCGAGAGUGUUCUGUCUUUAAGAUGUGGCCAUGUCCCCUAGUGGUGUGCGGGGUGGUGGUGGGAGCAGCAGUGAGGGUGAGCCACAACGAGCGGCUGUGUUUGGCACUGUCGGUGUGGGUGCUCAUCCCCAUCAGCUGCCUGGGGCUCCUCAUGGUAGGCAUGGUGGGUAAUGCCCCAGCAGUGCUGGGCAUCCAGUUGUCACAACAUGAAGACACCACCAACGUCUGCCUGAGCAGCAUGGCUGUCUCAGACCUGCUCACCCUCCUGGGGCUGUCCAUGGUCCAUGGCCUCUGGCCCUGGCCCUUCAUGCAGCUGCUGUGCUGCCUCACCCACUACCUCUGGGGCUGCACCUGCAUCUUCCACAUCACUGCCAUCACCGUGGAGCAUUACCUCACCACCUGCUUCCUCAAGGCCAAGGUGGUUGUCACCAACCACCAGGUAAAGGCCGCCAUUGGCAUCCUCUGGGCCUUCACCUUCCUCUCUACCAGCCCUUUCUUCUUCCUGGUCAGUGUGGAGCAGCCUGACAACCAUACUGACUUCAGCCAUGACUGCGAUCUCACGCCACAGGCCAUAGAUCCCAGCCUGCUGGCCACCAUGUUCUGGGGCAGUCACAUCUGCCUCAGUGUCCUCCUCUAUGGUUCCAUCAGCCAGGAGCUGUGGUGGAGAAGCCCACACUCCUGCACAGGGUAGGGAUGGUGCAGGGGAACAUCCCAGCCAUGCUACCAAGCCUUCCAGUGCUCUGAGGGACCGCUGUGGCAGGGAUUUUGCUCCCUCACAGCUAAG